AUGGCUGUUGAGUUGAGAGUUUCAGAAAUAGAGAAAAUGGGGAAGUACUUAGGGAUUCCAUCGGAUUGGGGAGGCUCAAAGAAGGAUAUCUUUGCCUGGAUUUUAGCCAGAGUUAACAUGAAGCUAGAGACCUGGAAGGAAAAUUUGCUGUCAAACGGAGGCAAAGAGAUAUUGAUUAAAUCGGUGGUGCAGGCCAUUCCGCAAUACGCAAUGUCCAUUUUCAAAAUCCCUGUGUCAAUUUGCAAGGCAAUUGAGAAGAAAAUUGCCAAUUUCUGGUGGAGGAAUGGUAGCAAAAAUGCUGGGGUUCAUUGGAAAAAAUGGGAAAUUUUGAAACUAAGGAAGGAUGAAGGAGGUCUUGGCUUCAAAGAUUUACUAGCUUUCAAUAAGGCGAUGCUAGGAAAGCAAGCGUGGCGCAUUUCACAGCAACCUCAAUCCCUCUUAAGUCAAUUCAUGAAGGGUCUCUAUUAUCCUAAAUGCGAGUUUUGGAAUGCUGGAAUAGGCUCCCGACCCUCAUGGGGAUGGUGA
Eucalyptus grandis is the source of this 525-nucleotide messenger RNA. RefSeq lists its product as uncharacterized. The record is from RefSeq and is a predicted model, not a curated record. Bases 1 to 525 code for a protein of 174 amino acids. Lineage: Eukaryota; Viridiplantae; Streptophyta; Magnoliopsida; Myrtales; Myrtaceae. The transcript has a single exon.